Messenger RNA from Cicer arietinum (chickpea), 1896 nucleotides. RefSeq lists its product as uncharacterized. The record is from RefSeq and is a predicted model, not a curated record. NCBI's taxonomy places the organism in Eukaryota, Viridiplantae, Streptophyta, Magnoliopsida, Fabales, Fabaceae.
CUAAACCGAAACACUACAUUAUACAUGUGGAGUAUAUUAUAAAUUCAUAUUCUCUGUACAAAAUAUAUAUACAUAAACUCUUUUUCAUCAAUUUAGCUCAAAACUUUCAUCAUCUAAUUGCUAUUUUCAAAUGUCUUCUUCUGUAGAAUCCGACCUUCUCAACAAACAAUGGAAAACCUUUCUCUUCCCCACCAUGAUCAAAUCCAGUGACCUUCUUACUCUCUUCCUCAAAGUGGGUCUAGCAAUUUCCACCAUCUUUCUCAUUACCCAUUUUUUCUAUCUUUCUCUAACUUACAACCAACCACAACAAAACUAUGAUCAAAUUGCCUUCAAACAAAUGUUCCAACUCCGAUCCCCAAAAACCCUCAACAUAGAAUCAGUCGAAGAGCCCACCAACAUCUCCCACAUCUUGUUUGGUAUUGGCGGCUCUACAUCCACCUGGCACACACGUCGCUACUACAGCGAACUCUGGUGGCAACCAAACACCACCAGAGGUUUUGUGUGGCUAGACAAAGAGCCGCCAAAAAAUGAGACGUGGCCAGAGACUUCACCUUCGUUUAAAGUCUCUGGCGACACGUCGUCAUUUAAGUAUACAUGUUGGUAUGGCUCUCGUUCAGCUAUUCGCAUAGCGAGGAUAAUAAAAGAGAGUUUUGAGCUAGGGUUAGAUAAUGUGAGGUGGUUUGUGAUGGGCGACGAUGACACGGUGUUCUUCACUCACAAUCUCGUUACGGUGUUAUCAAAAUAUGAUCAUAAUCAAAUGUAUUAUAUUGGUGGGAAUUCAGAGAGUGUAGAGCAAGAUGUUAUACAUUUUUAUACAAUGGCUUAUGGCGGCGGAGGGUUUGCUAUAAGCUACCCUUUGGCGGCGGAGCUUGUGAAGAUAUUGGACGGUUGCAUUGAUCGGUAUUCUGACUUUUAUGGUUCUGAUCAGAAAAUUCAAAGUUGCAUUAGUGAAAUCGGCGUUCAGAUUACCAAAGAGCCAGGUUUUCAUCAGGUUGAUAUACGUGGGAACCCUUAUGGUUUAUUGGCGGCGCACCCAGUAGCACCAUUGGUAUCAUUGCAUCACUUAGACUACGUGGAUCCAAUUUUCCCCAACAUGACACGUGUUGACUCCGUUAAAAAACUAAUAACCGCUUACGAAUCGGAUCCGGGUCGGACCGUCCAACAGAGUUUCUGCUACGACCACACUCGAAAUUGGUCCGUAUCAGUUUCAUGGGGCUACAGCGCUGAGUUGUUUCCCUUUUUACCAACAGCCAAAGAUCUUGAAAUGGCGUCCAAAACAUUCAAAACGUGGCGGACUUGGAGUGAUGGCCCGUUUACCUUUAACACCCGAGCCGUUAAGAAUGACCCGUGUGAAAAUUCGCUAACGUAUUUUAUGGACCGGGUUGAUGAUUUGGGUCGGGGACUCACCCGGUCUAGUUAUAAAAGAUACAACGAUGUUACGUGGAAAGAUUGUGAGCGUAGUGAUUUCGCGCCGGCUUUAGCCGUUCAAUACAUCAAUGUUUCCGCACCUCUACUUAUGCCUCACACGUGGAAAGAGGCGCCACGUAGACAAUGUUGUGAGAUAAUCAACCACGGAGACGGUGAUAACAAGGUGAUCGAGGUACAUAUUAGAGGAUGUCAUCGAUUUGAAAGUGUCUCUCCUCGAUAGAAAAUUAUAACUUUGAACAUAUUGAAGGAAAGAAAAUGUAAUAGAUUUUUGAAGUCUUUUGCGAAUGAAGACUAAAAAAGUAUCUAAAUUCAAAAAGAGUCUGAUGCAAUAUGACAAUAUAUUGAGAGUUGAUGGUAAUUGAGAGAUUAAAUAGUGAGUUGUUUUUAUGCUCUUCAAAUAUUCAACUCAAUCCAAGCAUAUAAAUAAUGUGAUUGUGUAGAUUAUGAGUUUAAAUUUACACUUUUUAA